Molecule: messenger RNA, 2490 nt
Organism: Engraulis encrasicolus (European anchovy)
Lineage: Eukaryota; Metazoa; Chordata; Actinopteri; Clupeiformes; Engraulidae
Exons: 13
Coding region: 135-1211 (358 amino acids)
Biological process (GO): regulation of exocytosis; cell division; intracellular protein localization
Cellular component (GO): microtubule cytoskeleton; septin ring; cell division site
Molecular function (GO): GTP binding; molecular adaptor activity; GTPase activity
Source: RefSeq, a predicted model, not a curated record
GGCGGAAUACAUUGGAUAAGUUUCCGGAUUCCCAGGGUUGGCCUGUGGCGGCAGCGGCGGGGUGAACAAAAGUGAGGAUAAAACUUCAUCGUUUGUGUUACAUCGGGUAUUACGGAGAGGACUAAGCGGCAGCCAUGUCUCAGUCUGGCGAGAAGGGAAAGGUGAGAACCGUCGACCCGGUGGAUGAGUUCACAGAGGCAGCAGGAUAUGUGGGCUUUGCAAACCUCCCCAAUCAGGUGCACAGGAAAUCAGUCAAGAAGGGCUUCGAGUUCACUCUCAUGGUUGUAGGGGAGUCUGGGCUGGGGAAAUCUACACUCAUCAACAGUCUGUUUCUGACUGACCUCUACCCUGAGCGCUACAUACCUGGAGCUGCAGAGAAGAUCGAGCGCACGGUGCAGAUUGAGGCGUCAACGGUAGAGAUUGAGGAGCGCGGUGUUAAACUGCGUCUGACCGUAGUGGACACUCCAGGAUACGGAGAUGCCAUCAACAGCCAGGACUGUUUCAAGACCAUCAUCCAGUACAUUGAUAACCAGUUUGAGCGCUACUUGCAUGACGAGAGUGGGCUGAACCGCCGACACAUCGUAGACAACCGGGUCCACUGCUGCUUCUACUUCAUCUCCCCCUUUGGACACGGACUGAAACCACUGGAUGUUGAGUUCAUGAAGGCCAUCCACAGCAAGGUUAACAUCGUGCCGGUCAUCGCCAAAGCUGACACACUCACUCUAAAGGAGAGGGACCGCCUCAAGAGAAGGAUCCUGGACGAGAUCUCUGAGCAUGGCAUUCGCAUCUACCAGCUGCCCGACGCAGACUCUGAUGAGGAUGAGGAGUUCAAGGAGCAGACACGCGUCCUCAAGGCCAGUAUUCCGUUUGCGGUGAUUGGCUCCAACCAGCUGAUUGAGGUGAAGGGGAAGAAGAUCCGAGGUCGCCUGUACCCCUGGGGUGUGGUGGAGGUGGAGAACCCCGAACACAACGACUUCCUCAAGCUGCGCACCAUGCUAGUUACGCAUAUGCAAGACCUUCAGGAGGUGACUCAGGAUCUACACUACGAGAACUUCCGUUCUGAGCGACUCAAGAGAGCUGGCAGAGCUGUGGAGGAGGAAGGAAUGGACAAGGAUCAGAUCCUGUUGGAGAAGGAAGCAGAGUUGAGGCGAAUGCAGCAGAUGAUUGCUCAGAUGCAGGCCCAGAUGAAGAUGAAGCCGGGAGACGACUGAGACCAGAGGAGAAGAGGAGGGAGGGGAGGUGAGUGGAGGCUGACGCAUCCUACCAGGACUCGCCUCUGUUUGAUUGACAAGCAGCAUGUCAUAUCAGGACUCUCAAUGCCUUUAUGGAUCAUUUGACUGACCGUGGAAGCAGAGGAGAAUGCCGUGGGAAACCUUGGCUAUCAGAUAGGCUAUCUCAACCCCAUUUACAGCACAAACAGAUCAUUGUCAACUCAGAGAAAUAUAGCACUAAAUGCAUUUACACAGCACAACAUACGUGUACACGGUAACAAUUUUAUUUUACGGUUUACUUGUUUCUUGCCAGUAAUACAGGCCCAACUGUCUGUAUAAGUGACUUAUAAGACGUGUUAAGCAACAUCAAUCAUUUUUUAGGCAAAAUGUCUGCAAAUAUCUUGUUCACAGCCAAUAAUAACGCCUUUAUUUGUAUGUAAUUGUAACAAGGAGUUUGUAGGCCUUCACACUUUAUAUGUCACUACAUACAGUACAGACAGUAGAUGAGCAUGUAUGAAUGGCUUACGUACAUGUGAAACCUAUUCUAAAGUGUUAGUGUGUACACGACACCACUCUCUACAAUUAGAUGACCUCAUCAUGCUAGUGUUGACCUAAAUUAUAUGUUAAAAUGUUAUUUGUGUAAUGUAAGCAUUUGUACUUUGUACACACAUGCGCACACUCACUCUCACACAGACACAGACACAGACACAUACACAGACACAUACACAGACACACACACAGACACACACACAGACACACACACAGACACACACACAGACACACACACAGACACACACACAGACACACACACACACACACACACACACACACACACACACACACACACACACACACACACACACACUUAUACAGGGUCGGUUACUAUUGUGUCUGUAUUUUGAUAUUAUUUUUUACAAACCAGCACAAAAGUGGUACUCUUAUUAGAACUGUUUUUGUAUGUAACUGUUAGGUUUUGUCUGUAAUACUGUAACAGACUAAUAUUGAUUAUGAAACAUUACUGUCGACAAAUAUCACAGGAUGUGCCUUUUAACAGUUGUGAUGAUGUACGUGUGUAAUAAUGACGUGUACUGUCUAGAAUAGAUUGAUCUGAAUACGGUACGAGUAAGCAGAACUCAGCAGGAUGUAAGGGACAUUUAUGAAGCAUUAAACAUGUGGACGUUUACACACUGUGCUAAUGUUAUGUAUGUAAAACCAGGCGAUUCUUACAGUGGUUCUGUUUGUUGUGCUUUUUGUGCUCUUAAAUAUAUGACUGAGAAAC